Lytechinus pictus (painted urchin) is the source of this 3941-nucleotide messenger RNA. Its product is annotated as ammonium transporter Rh type A-like. The record is from RefSeq and is a predicted model, not a curated record. Gene Ontology annotation, biological process: ammonium transmembrane transport; ammonium homeostasis. The coding region runs from base 1 to 1416 and encodes 471 amino acids. The transcript has 10 exons. Gene Ontology annotation, cellular component: plasma membrane. Gene Ontology annotation, molecular function: ammonium channel activity. NCBI's taxonomy places the organism in Eukaryota, Metazoa, Echinodermata, Echinoidea, Temnopleuroida, Toxopneustidae.
AUGAGGUAUGACCAGUACAUGGAGGAGGUAAAGAAGAGCAACUUGAAUGCACAGAGAGCAAAGAAGAGAGCAGGAAUACAAGAGGACAUUACUACAGCUGAAAAGAAGAUGAAGCUUGUGGAUGACACAAUACAGACUCUCCGAAAGGAAGCUGACCAGCUAGCCAAGGAUGCUGAGAAGAAACAGGACUUUACACUGCUGUCAAAAUCAAAUGCCUUUCGGAAGAAGGCAACUGAGAAACAAGAGGAACACAAAUCCCUGAAGAAGAAAAUCCAGCAGCUGCGGGACAAGCUUAAGGAGAUGCUUUUGGCUGAUUUCACCUCAGCCACAAUCCUGAUUUCGUUUGGUGCUGUGUUGGGCAAGACAUCCCCUCUUCAGCUUAUCCUGAUGGCCUUCUUCGAGGUCAUCUUCUCCCUCGUCAACGAGUUCAUUGCCGUCGAAUAUCUUGGUACUACCGAUAUUGGUGGAUCGAUGUACGUACAUACAUUUGGGGCUUACUUUGGUCUAUCUGUCUCCCUAUUGGUUACUCGCCAAGCUGGUCGUGAAAGCCCGAAAGAGGGAGCCGUUUAUCACAGUGAUCUCUUCGCCAUGAUUGGAACCCUAUUUCUGUGGAUAUUCUGGCCAAGCUUCAACAGCGCCCUCGGCGACGACGACCAGCGCCACCGUGCCGUCCUCAACACCUACUUCUCCCUCGCUGCAUGCUGUGUCACCACGUUUGCCAUCUCCAGUUUGCUCAGCAAGAAAGGAAAGUUCGACAUGGUCCACGUUCAGAAUGCUACUCUCGCCGGAGGUGUUGCCGUUGGAACUGCUGCCAAUUUGAUGAUCCAGCCAUGGGGUGCGAUCCUUAUCGGAGUGGUCGCUGGUGUCCUUUCUACCUUCGGAUACAAAGUCAUCCAGCCAUUCCUCUGUGAGAAGUUUGGUCUCCAUGAUACCUGUGGAGUACACAACCUCCAUGGCAUGCCUGGUAUCCUAGGAGGACUUGGUGGAAUCGUUGCUUGUGCUCUUGCUUCUGAAGCCGUUUAUGGUGAUAGUCUUCCGGAUGUCUUCGGCGAUCGCUUCGAGGAUCCCCCAGCAGAUUCAACAGCCAAAGCACCCAUCGAGGUCCGCGAUGCUGGUCAACAAGCCCUGAUGCAGCUUGCAGCCUUAGUCAUGACCCUCGCCAUAGCCAUCGUCUCAGGACUCUUCACAGGUCUUAUUCUCCGCUGUGUCCCAGGCCUAGACGCUCUUAGCGAUGAGAAAGUGUUCGAGGAUGAAUAUUUCUGGGAGGAGGUGGAGGCCGCUGAUUCGAGCCAUGCAACUACUGGAUAUCAUAUGGUUCAGCAGAGGGCACCAGCGGAGGUAGAGGCCGAAGAGGGCACCCCACACACGGAAACCUACACCAAAAAUGGCAAGCAGGAGGGAGAAGCUCAAGUGUAAACUGUACUUACUUUUUAGUCCACUGAUGUCUUCCUUGGCGAGCAAUGUGGCAUCAUCAUUCCGGAAGACCGAAAUGGCGAUAUUGAGUCAUUUUUUCGAUGUUAAUAAUGAAGCCUCAACAGUCACUCCACUUUGACUAAGUACUUUUCCAGCCUCUAGAAAGCAUUAUUUUUUUAUUAUUAUUAUUAUUCUGAAAUGAAUACAUCAGAGGACUAAAUUCAAAGAAUUAAAAAAAAAGUUUUGUUGCUGAAGUUGUCGAUAAUUAUGUAGCUUUAGAAUUGCGAUACAAUUCUUUACCGCGUUAAUUAUUGUUAUGCGCUUGCGCAGAACAACUUUUAUUCGUCUUAAUUUGUCUAUUGGGCGUGCGAGAUAAACGCACCGCAGCUGCACCGGCCGCCAAAUAUAUAUGCCAAAAAUAAAGAUUGGCUCUCGUUUUAGUGACAAUUUCUAGAUAUUUAGCAUGGAUAGACAUAGAUUAACAACUGGAUCUGAUAUUAAGUCUUGAAAUCCGGCUGAUACGAGUUACAGAUUGUUUUCUUAUAGGAUAAAUUGGUGGUGUGUUUUUUAUCUAUUGCACUUUUGUAUAUAGUUUGCACAAUGUUUUUAUUAGUUGUGUAGCCGCACCGACAGACCGAUUAGAGUUUUUGUAUCAACAAAUGAGCGCGAUGCUCAUUUGCAUAUGAAUUAGAAUCCAUACUUAGAAUAGAUUCACACCUUGUUAUAUUAACCAUUGAGUUUUGAAGAUACAUUAUUAUCAGAAAUUUAUAUGAACACUCCAAUAGUAGACCUUGUGCAUUGACGACAUCGAGCCACCAUCUCAGAGGCUGAAGCAACUUGCACAUUAGUGAUCUGCAGCUAGCGCGUUUCUGACAACUCCGUUUACGCGUAUUCCUAUAUCCUCUGAAGGAGGGCGCUAUGAAAUUAUGACGUCAUAUGCUUAAGGUCUAUCGGAUACUGUAAUUGUGAUUUUCUCAUUAAUUACCCAAUGUUGGUUAUGCCAGUCACUGCGGUGAAACCGAUUCCAGUCAGACCAUAUAUAUUGCGUUAUUUUCGAUGACAGUAUCGGUCGGUGUGGAGUCGUAUUCGUUGGUGUGGCUGUAUCAUUAGGCAUGUUAAGUGGAAGAGUGAAUUAUUCCAUGAUAAGCGUGUGACGUAUGAAAUAACCCUACUGGUAAGAACACAGCGCCCCACAGUGUGUGUCACAGUGUGGAACACAAUGUGAAAUCACCUUUACACUCUUAAAUUUGAGCACAGUAGACCAUGUGAACACGCUUUGAACAGUCACACUGUCGAGGUGUCCACAGUGUGAAAAUAUUUUCACAGCGUUGGAAUUUGAGCAUUUUAACAAUGUGAAUAAUAUUUUCACAUAGUCCACUGUGAUCACACUGUGUUUUUUUCCAGCAGGGAUUAAUUUUUCAAAAUUGUAUAUUAUUUACUAACAAAUCAAUUCAGAUAUUCAAAUAACAUCAAUAUUUAGCCUUUGAUUUGUACUUUUUAUACGUUUGAUGUAUAUCGUAUAUAUUGUACCAUUAUAUGAAACUACAAAUGAAGUACGGUUAAAAUUAGACAUUUGUAUGUUUGCCUGUUUCUAAAUUGAUAUUUUCUUGUUGAUGCUACACUCAGGGGUACAGCAUGUGUGUCCAUUUGGUAGUACAUUAUAAAAUAUCAUGUUUGAGGAGUUAUUAACUGAAAUGAUAUAUACUUCCAAAGUGCCUUUUAUCAUGUGUGCGAGCUUUAAUCUUUUACUGCUGGUAUAUCUUCUUAUUCUUUUAAUUAUUGUUAUUUUGGGGGAGGGGCAAAGAAUCGACUCCCAAUUUCAACGUGGUAAAAGCCUGGGAUAAGAAAUGGGUAACAAAUCUUUAUCAACUGAGAUCGAUUUAUCAUCAAUCGGUGUAUAUAUACCCACUCUUCAAAUAUCCGACAAUGAUAUUGCAACCAUUUAAUUAAUUUGGUCUGUGAAUCCAUUGAUUAUAUCAUCAAAACAAAUGUUUAACACGUGUGCUAUGUCAUGUAUGUGUCAAGUUCGUAACAAGUUUGAUUAAUCGUUGGAAACGUUUGCAUGAUUCUAUACACACUGUAAUUAGUGGUGUAAUUUCUGUACGCUUUUAUUGAAACUUCCGUAAAAGGGCGCUUACUCAUGAAAUAAUGUCAUCGAAUCUGGCAGCUCAAUAUUUUUUUUCAAUCAGUAAUACAUCUUCAAUACAUUGUUAGAUUCUUUCAUGAGACGAUAGACAUGAUAGAUAAAGAAAAAAAAUUAAGUCCUUUUCUACUGCAUGGGAUAUCUUCGACGUCCUGUGUUGUGGGGGUGUCAGAAAGUACUCGAAUCACAUAUUGUCACAUUUUUACUAUUUUCUUGCUAAAUAGUGGCUGCUUACUGUGAAUAUGUAUAUUUUUUGUGUAUUCUAUGUAUUUUGGUAUUUUUUUCUUGAUAUUACCCUUGUUUAUAAAAAUAUAUGCAACUGGAGUUUUGAUAAAUGGCUUAUUGUAUACAAGCAAUAAAACAUAUACAAUAUUUACCUUUUUAA